CGUGAGGCGGCGGAGGCGCGCGGCGUGUUUUGGCGUUUGUUUUUGUUUUUGUUUCUGGCGCGUGCACGCACGGAGCGGAUGGGCGCGUGAGGCGGAGUGAGAGAGGAGCGCGCGGGUGCGAGUGCGAGUGCGGGUGCAGAAUUGAAUCGGUUUCCAGUCGGGAGGUUCGUCUUCGUGCUGUCGGUAACGAUGGCGACUUUGCUGGGGUUCGUGUUGCUCUGCGUGUCGCCGGGGGUUCUAACACCUGUCGCGGCUGCACACGCGAGCGGAUCGGUGCGCACCGUCGACCGGCUCUAUCACGGAGGGGGGAGAGUCGGAUACCUGUUGUAUGUGGACGGGCUGCGAUUCCAGCUCGAUCUGGAGAGAGACGAAUCGCAGUCGCAGUCCGAUUUCACCCUAGACCUCCGGUUGCGCCCGGGCUGCGUCUACCGCGGCACGGUCGAUUCCAAUCCGGAGUCGCUCGCCGUCUUCGAUCUGUGCGGCUCCGGUCUGAGCGGAUUCUUCGCCGUCGGCCACGACCGCUACACGAUCACACCGGACGACCUGCACCAUCUGCCCCGUUACACCCGGGAGAGCUUCAGCUUCGUGGAGCUAUCGGAGCACCAGAGCUGCGGGACGCGCAAACGCACCGCGCAAAGGAGAAUCUCCUGGGCGAAUUUUGCGCACCCGCGGAACUCCACGACUCCGCGACGCAGAAGAUCCGUCUCCCGACCGCGACACGUGGAGCUACUUCUCGUCGCGGACGAGUCCAUGGUGAAGAAGUACGGCAAAGAUCUGCAGCACUACCUCCUCACCCUGGCGUCCAUCGCGUCCCGGCUGUACGGCCACGCCAGCAUCGAGAACCCCAUCCGCCUGUCUGUGGUCAAGGUCACGGUGCUGAGCGAGAAGGAGUUGGGGCUGGACGUCUCAAAGAACGCCGCCGCGACCCUCAAGAGCUUCUGCAAGUGGCAGAACCAGCAGAAUCCUCUGGAUGACGAUCAUCAGCAUCACCACGACGCGGCAAUACUCUUCACCAGGCAGGAUCUGUGCGGGCACCACUCCUGCGACACCCUGGGCAUGGCCGACGUCGGUACCGUGUGUUCCCCGGAGAGGAGCUGCGCCGUGAUCGAAGACGACGGCCUGCACGCUGCCUUCACUGUCGCUCACGAGAUCGGGCACCUGCUCGGCCUGUCCCACGACGACUCCAAGUUCUGUGAGGAGAGGUUUGGCUCCACCGAGGACAAGAGGCUCAUGUCGUCCAUUCUGACCUCCAUCGACGCCUCCAAGCCCUGGAGCCGCUGCACCUCGGCCACCAUCACCGACUUUUUCGACGACGGAAACGCGGAGUGUCUGCUGGACGCGCCGCGGAACCCUCUCCUCGGCUCCGAGGAGCUGCCGGGCCAGAGCUACGACGCGGUGUGCCAGUGCCGGCUGGCGUUCGGACCCGAGUACACGGUGUGCCCGGGCAUGGACGUGUGCGCCCGCCUGUGGUGCGCCGUCAUCAGGAAGGGGCAGAUGGUCUGUCUGACCAAGAAGCUGCCGGCGGCGGAGGGCACGGCCUGCGGCAAGGGGAGGAUCUGCCUGCAGGGGAAGUGCGUGGACAAGACGCGCAAGAAACACUACUCGACCUCUAAUCACGGGAGCUGGAGCUCCUGGGGGCCGUGGGGUGCGUGCUCCCGGACGUGCGGGGGCGGGGUUCAGUUCGCCCACCGUCUGUGUAACAACCCGCCGCCUCGAAACAACGGCCGCUACUGCACGGGAAAGAGAGCCAUCUACAGGUCGUGUAACGUCACACCCUGCCAGGCACAGAGUAAGAAUUUCAGGCAGCAGCAGUGCGAGGCGCGGAACGGACCCCAGACCGACCCCAAAGGAGUGAAGACCUUCGUGGAGUGGGUGCCCAAAUACGCCGGCGUGCUGCCCAAGGACACGUGCAAGCUAACGUGCAGGGCCAAGGGCACGGGCUAUUACGUCGUCUUCUCCCAACGGGUGGUCGAUGGGACGGAGUGCCGGCCCUACAGCAGCUCGGUGUGCGUGAAGGGGAAGUGCGUGCGCACCGGCUGCGACGGCAUCAUCGGCUCCAGGCUGCACCACGACAAGUGCGGCGUCUGCGGCGGCGACAGCACCGGCUGCGUCAAAGUGGCCGGGAACUUCACCAAGAGGAGCAAAGGCUACACGGACGUGGUCAAGAUCCCAGAGGGCUCGACCCACAUCAAGAUCCGUCAGCACAAGCCGGCGGGCCAGACCCACUUCACCGCCUACCUGGCGCUCCGCCGCCCGGGGGGCGAGUACCUCCUCAACGGCAAGUUCAUGAUCUCCACCUCGGAAACCAUCAUCCCCCUGAACGGCACCGUCCUCAACUACAGCGGCUGGAGCCAGCACAACGAGGAGCUGCACGCCUCGGGACCCGGACCGCUCCGGGACAGCGUGGCGUUACAGGUCCUGGCGACCGACCCCAAGAAGCCGCUGGACAUACGCUACAGCUUCUUCGUGCCGCGCAAGACUCCGCCCCCAGCAGCCCGGACGCACGCGGCGCCGUUUCCCGCCACGCCCGCCGCGCUCACCUCGGACGAGGUGCUGACCAUGACCACCAGGCCGGCGUCCACCACCCCGCCCGGGCCGCGCUGGCUCACCGGGCGGUGGAUGACCUGCUCCAGGACUUGUGACUCUGGGUGGCAGAGUCGCGUGGUCCAGUGCAAGGACCCGCACGGGAAGCUGGCCAAGGGGUGCCCGCUGGGGGACAGACCGCCGGCUUUCAAACACUGCCUGGUGAAGAAGUGCUGAGGAGCUCGACGGACGGACGGACCGGCGCUGAGCUGACCGCGUCCCAGACGAGACGUUUCCGGGACAGACGGACCGCAGGCGCUCUGAACUUUGUCCCUGUGGAACUCUGACCGAAUUCUUCUCAUAUUUCCACCCUAGACAAGGAGCGCCGGACCGCGCCGGACCGCGCCUCUAAUGCGAGGCGGUGACUCAAUCCGCCACCCGGAUUUACUGACAAAAAAAGUCACAAAUAUGUAGCCACUCGUUUACAGUCGGGGUUCUGUGCUUCGAGCGUUUUUCCCGCAAAGGACUGCAAAUAGAGUCGAGAGACUUUAAAGCUCUUAGAUUGGUGCAUCAUUUAGGGACACGCCCGGUUUCUUAACAAACAUGGUAAAGGCACUGUUGCCUUAAAUGGCCGUGGUCAGGCUUAGACAGAAAGGUCGUCUGACUAGAUUUAAGGGCCUUGCUCAGGGGCCCUCCCGAUCGCCAGUCCAGCACCUUAACGUCUGAGCUACGUUAAAAGCGGGGGAUAACGGGGAUCAGUGCGCGACUCUCCGUGCGCUAUACGGAUCUCAUCGGAUAUGACUAAAUUGGGAGCGAUAUAUUUAUACGCGUGACUAAGGGGCGACGGGUGGCGCACCGACCACCUCUAGGACCCGGGUUCGAAUCACAUGACACCACGUAUUGGCGCCCCGUAUGCUUCCCCAGACCCACCGCGACCCUGACCAGGACGAAGCGGUAAAGAACAAAAAAAGAAUCCACGUGAUGACCAGGUCAAAGGUUACAUUUCAGAACCACAUGGACAAAAGUAUCUGGACGCCGCUUCUAAUUCUUGAACCCGUGUGUAUCGACAGGUGUAACACAUCGGUAAUCGUUUAGGGAAGGCCCUGCUUUCACAGGGCACAAAUUCCCACAGACAGACACACAGACGUCGGUCGCUCUAUUCGAAACGAGACGAUAUACAGGCGUCCGGAUACUUUCGCUCACACUGCGUGCAACAAACCGUCGCCUAAAAUGGGCGUGGUCAACCACAAUUAAGCUGCGAACUGAAGCUACGCUUGGCAGACGCCUGACUGGACGCAUUUCAAGCGGUCGAGAUUUAAGGGCCUUGCUCAGGGGCCCGGGGUGGCAGACGAUCCGACGCCCUUCCGAUCACCAGCACGUUAAAAGCGGGGGAUAACGGGGAUCAGUGCGCGACUCUCCGUGCGCUAUACGGAUCUCAUCGGAUAUGACUAAAUUGGGAGCGAUAUAUUUAUACGCGUGACUAAGGGGCGACGGGUGGCGCACCGACCUCCUCUAGGACCCGGGUUCGAAUCACAUGACACCACGUUUUGGCGCCCCGUACGUUUCCCCAGACCCACCGCGACCCUGACCAGGAUGAAGCGGUAAAGAAGAAAAAAAGAAUCCACGUGAUGACCAGGUCAAAGGUUACAUUUUCGGACUACACGGACAAAAGUAAUUAUUCAACUGGUAUGUAUGAACAGGUGCGAUACAUCAGUAAUAGUUUAGGGAAGGCCCUGCUUUCCAGAUUCCCACAGACAGACACACAGACGUCGGUCGCUCUAUUCGGUCACACUGCGUACAACAAACCGUCGCCUUAAAUGGGCGUGGUCAACCACAACUAAGCCGCGAGCUGAAGCCACGUGACGUGUCCAUGCCGUCAACAGGUGUAACACAUCAGUAAUAGUUUAGGGAAGGCCCUGCUUUCACAGGGCACAAAUUCACACAGACAGACACACGGACGUCGAGACUAUAUACGGGCGUCCGAAUACUUUUGGUCACACGGUGUAUCGUUCCGAAAAAUCUUCACUAUCAUAAAACGACCGUUUCUGGCUCGGCGCCCGCACGUACCCCGACUGCCCCGGGUUCGUUUUCGUAUGGGCAGACGACGGGGGGGGUAAGGGGGGGGUAACGCAGCACUGAAAUCGUAAUUUAUUGUUCGUAUAACUGGGAUGUGAAAGAAACUUGAUGAAUUUAUUUAUUGUUAUGGUUUUUUGCAUCAUAACGACUAUUUAACUGGAAUCUGAGCGCGACUGAGCGGAAUUUCUCCUUUUGUAAUUAAAUAUGUAAAUAAAAUCUAUAUAUUAUAUUUAA
Molecule: messenger RNA, 4833 nt
Organism: Trichomycterus rosablanca
Lineage: Eukaryota; Metazoa; Chordata; Actinopteri; Siluriformes; Trichomycteridae
Gene: adamts5
Product: A disintegrin and metalloproteinase with thrombospondin motifs 5
Exons: 8
Coding region: 190-2760 (856 amino acids)
Biological process (GO): extracellular matrix organization; proteolysis
Cellular component (GO): extracellular matrix
Molecular function (GO): metalloendopeptidase activity
Source: RefSeq, a predicted model, not a curated record